CUUACUUCCUCACUUAGUCUUUGAAAAAAGAGAGAAGACAGGCAGAGGACCAACAUUUGAAGACAGUUAACUUGAAAUAUUCUGUGGACCCGACAGCCAUGAUUAAUUAACUUGUCUCUGUGGGACACAGAUUACCAUCUGUAGCUUUUAUUCACCAUUUGGACUCUGCGUAGAGAAACUGCAGUUGUUUGUUGGCUGGAGGAAGAUUUUUUAAAAAAUGUCUCCUGAAGUGAGAAAGGAUAAAGGAUCAAAAUAUUUCAAACUUAUUAUUAUUUUCCUCUUUUUGAAUGUCAGAAAUUUUGUUCCUUCAGUAACAGGAUUUGCACUGAGAAACUGCCGAAUUAGCAACAAUAAGGCCAUAUGUGCCAAAAAUGAGCCAAAACUCAAAGUUGUUCCUCGGGAUAUUCCCUCUACAGUUAAAAGUAUCGACUUGUCUGGAAACAAAAUUUCUACAAUAGAAAUGUCAGAUUUCAAAAAUCUACCACUUGUGAUACAAUUAGACCUAAACUACAACAACAUUUCACGGAUAAAUCCUGGUUCCUUUGCUGAUCUGAUUUCCCUCAGUAGGUUAAAUCUAAACAGUAAUAAACUUGUUAAACUUGGAGAUGGUAUUUUUGAAGGUCUGAGCAACCUCACAGUGCUAAGAAUUAGUAGUAAUCUCAUCACAUUGGUGGAGUCCACCACAUUUAAGUCCUUGUCAGGCUUGAAAUUAUUAGACAUCUCUUACAACAAACUGCAUCGCUUAACAAUAGUCCAUUCUAUAUUACAGCAACUGCCAAAUCUACAAGAUCUAUCACUUAAACACAAUAACUUAAUCACUUUUCAGUCAUGGGAACUGACAAACAGCUCACUAGAACUUACAUCCCUUGAUUUGUCUCAAAAUCCCAUUGCAAUCUUUGGGAUGACUGCAGAUGUUUUUCCAAGUCUCACCUGGUUUAACAUCGGUGGUACUCUUGGGAAGCAAAAUAUGAAAUGGGACGUGCAUAACAAGACCUAUCUUAGUCAAGUGUCUACCCUUGAUAUUAGUGGGCUUCAUGUGGAUUUAACUGACAUGAAAAGAUUGCUGGAGAGUGUCAACGCCUCUCUGGCUUUUCUGAGGAUGAAUGGAAUGAAACAAAACCCUCCAGCACUAAUCAAUAUUUCCUGCACCAUCCCAACAAUGUCCAAACUCCAGCUCCGACAUAACCGACUGAAAUUUGUCCGUUCAGAUUUGUUUCAGUUGUGUAUAAACGUAACAGAGAUAGAUUUAGCAGACAAUAAAAUUCGACGCAUUGAUGAAGGUUCCUUCAAAUCUGUUCAAGGUUUAAGCAUCUUGACUUUGUGUCGCAACAGACUUCCAUCUGUUCCAGCUGCCACAAGGAAUCUACCAACUCUUGUUGAGCUGGAUCUCAGCAGUAAUAACAUCAGCACACUUGAAUGUAAUGAUUUUGCCAAUAUGUCAAAGCUCAGACAGCUUAACCUUUAUGGGAAUUCAAUCUCAGCUCUAAAACAGUGUGUUUUCAAGGAUUUAAUGCAUUUGCAAGUUUUAAAGCUACAGAACAACAUCAUAUCCAAAUUAGACAGUGCUUUUAAAAAAUACUUGCCAAAUCUUAAACAACUGCGUUUGAAUGGAAAUAAACUUGUUGCAAUUAAACAGGGUGACUUCAAGGGCUUGCGCUCCCUCCAGAACUUGUCGUUACAUGAAAAUCAAAUCCAGCAACUUGAAAAUGGGUCUUUCAGUGGAUUAACAAAUCUUACUGAUAUUCAGCUGCAAUCGAAUAAAAUUCAAAGAAGUGGAAUAGAGAAUGGGGUUUUAAAUGAUCUGAUCAAUUUAAGAAGACUGGAUAUAAGGAACAAUAACAUUAGAUAUGAUAACAGUUUGGCUUUGUCCAAUCCACCAUUUUCUCAGCUUUCUCAUCUGGAGACACUGGCUAUGCCUUCACAGCAUCACAGGGGCAAGUCUCAUCUCCCUUGCAACAUCCUCCAAGGUUUGACAAACCUCUUGGUAUUCAAUACCAGGAACAUUCAGCUUUUGUCUUUGCCCAAAGACAUGUUUAAUUACACGCCUCGACUGCAAACACUUGAUAUUAGUUCAAAUGACCUUUUGGAUCUAUCUCCGGAUUUGUUCUCCCCCAUUCAAAGCCUUAAAAGCCUCUACAUAUCUAGAACAAGUCUUCAGUCUCUAAAUUUUCUCAUAAAUGCCAACCUUACUAAGCUGGAGUUCAUGCAGGCUAGAAAGAAUGAAUAUUCAGUUAUCAGUGAGGACAUAAUGAAGUCCCUACCAGCUCUUGGUUAUGUGGAUCUUCAAGGCAAUAGUUUCACCUGUGACUGUGAUAAUGCCUGGCUCAUCCAGUGGAUACGAAACAACACCCAAACGCAAGUUUUUGAUGCCUAUAACUUUCAGUGCAACUAUCCUCCAGACCUAAACCAAAUGAAAUUGUUGGACUUUGACAUCCAGUCCUGCUCUGUGAGCACAGACUUCAUCUGCUUUAUCUCCACCACAUGUAUGAUCCUCCUUUUUAUGGUGGUGUCAUUCACCUACCAUUUCCUGCGGUGGCAGCUGGCUUACGCCUACUACUUCUUUUUGGCUUUGCUCUUUGAUACAAAGAAUAAAAACAGGCAAAUUCCUCAUCAGUAUGAUGCCUUUGUCUCCUAUAACACCCAUGAUGAGCCAUGGGUCAUGAGAGAGCUGCUGCCAAAAUUGGAAGGAGAGCAGGGCUGGAGGCUAUGUCUGCACCAUCGAGACUUCCAGCCAGGCAAACCCAUCAUAGACAACAUUACAGAUGCCAUCUAUGGAAGCAGGAAGACCAUCUGUGUGAUCAGUCACAGAUACCUUGAGAGUGAGUGGUGCUCCAGAGAGAUCCAGGUGGCCAGUUUCCGUCUCUUUGAUGAACAGAAGGACGUGUUGAUCCUGGUGUUUCUGGAGGAGAUUCCUACCUCACAGCUGUCUCCUUACUACCGCAUGAGGAAGCUGCUGAAGAGCCAGACUUACCUGAGCUGGCUGCAGGCUGAGAAGAACCCCAGCCUGUUCUGGGAGAAACUCCGCCAGGCUCUGAGGAGCAAAGAGGAUUUUUGUGAGGACAGGUUACUCCUCACUGAGGUGGACAGAGGGUAAUGGAAAGAACAUAUCUCUGUGUGAGGUCUGCAGCCCAUGUAUUGAACAUUUUCCUGAAUUUCAGACUGCCCUUUCUGGCCAGCGUCUAUGAUUAGAUUAGCCGCUCUUAUUAUGUGAUAUGCAUUUCAGAGUGGAAGUUAUAUGUUUUAUAUAUAUAUAUAUAUUUACAUAAAU
Molecule: messenger RNA, 3268 nt
Organism: Scatophagus argus
Lineage: Eukaryota; Metazoa; Chordata; Actinopteri; Scatophagidae
Gene: tlr22
Product: toll-like receptor 22
Exons: 4
Coding region: 218-3094 (958 amino acids)
Biological process (GO): toll-like receptor signaling pathway; immune response; inflammatory response
Cellular component (GO): membrane
Molecular function (GO): transmembrane signaling receptor activity; protein binding
Source: RefSeq, a predicted model, not a curated record